Fusarium verticillioides 7600 is the source of this 2038-nucleotide messenger RNA. RefSeq names its product eukaryotic translation initiation factor 3 subunit I. The transcript has 3 exons. Gene Ontology annotation, molecular function: RNA binding; protein binding; translation initiation factor activity. Gene Ontology annotation, cellular component: eukaryotic translation initiation factor 3 complex, eIF3m; cytoplasm. Lineage: Eukaryota; Fungi; Ascomycota; Sordariomycetes; Hypocreales; Nectriaceae. The coding region runs from base 246 to 1259 and encodes 337 amino acids. Gene Ontology annotation, biological process: cytoplasmic translational initiation. The record is from RefSeq and is a predicted model, not a curated record.
AUGAUAGGCAUCACAGCGUGCCAAACAUGGCUAAACCCAACUUUAACACCUCUCUCCCUACAAAUCAGGCAUCAGCCAUGUGCCCCUCACAGCUCAGCUAAGGCGGGGGAACUGAUUUCGAUUUUUGCCCCACCAAAACGCACAACCGCCAAAAAUUCCAUCGCGAAAGCCCUCGCCAUAUAACCACCCGCUCCGAAUCUGCCUCCGCCAUCAACCCCUCCUAGUGCCCCCCAGACAUCGACAAUAUGAGGCCCAUUCUUCUUGCCGGGCACGAGCGUGCGCUCACCCAGAUCAGAUUCAACAAAGAUGGCGACCUCAUCUUCUCCGUCGCAAAGGAUCAGCAAAUCUGCGCCUGGUUCUCCCACAACGGCGAGCGACUUGGAACCUACCACGGCCACGUCGGUGCCAUCUGGACAGUCGAUGUCAACCCCACCUCAACCAUGAUCGCCUCCGGUUCUGCCGACAACACCAUCCGUCUCUGGGAAGUCAAGACUGGCCGUCUCAUCAAGACCUGGGAGUUCCCCACCGCCGUCAAGCGAGUCGAGUUCAACGAAGAUGCCACCAAGUUGCUGGGAGUUACCGAGAAGCGAAUGGGUUACCUCUCCAACAUCGUCGUCAUUGACAUCAACCCCGAUCUCAACGCUGAGCAGACCGACGAGAAGGCUCUCACUAUUGUUUGCGACGAGAGCAAGGCCACCGUUGCUGGCUGGAGUGCUCUCAGCAAGUACAUCAUUGCCGGACAUGAGGAUGGUAGCGUAAGCCGAUACGAUGCCAAGACUGGUGAUCUCCUCGACAACGUUCCCGUCCAUGAACUCAACCAGCCCAUUGUCGAUCUCCAGUGGUCUCCUGACCGUACCUACUUUAUCACCGCAUGCAAGGACAAGACCGCCAAGCUCAUCUCUGCCCGCGAUCUCGAGGUCCUCAAGACCUAUAUAGCCGACACACCCCUCAACAGUGCCACUAUCACCCCCAAGAAGGAAUUCGUCAUCCUCGGUGGUGGUCAGGCCGCUAUGGAUGUUACCCGAACUUCUGCCCGUCAGGGUAAGUUCGAGGCUCGUUUCUAUCACAAGAUCUUCGAGGACGAGAUUGGUCGUGUGCGAGGUCACUUCGGUCCUCUGAACACUGUCGCUGCCGAUCCUACAGGCAAGAGCUACGCCAGCGGCGGAGAGGAUGGAUACGUGCGAGUUCACCACUUCGACAAGGGCUACUUCGACUUCAACUACGAGGUUGAGAGGGAACGAAUCAACCGAAUGCAGUAGAUGCGUUCUUUUCCUGUGUGCUUGCAUAGUACGGCGUUUGGGGGACAAACAAAUAAAUGUUUUUGUUCAAAUGGGGCAAAAAAUAAACGGGAGCUGGAUGUGAUGGAAGAAGAAUUGAGUGUGUUAGGGGAGAUAACGAGGUUGACAAAUGGGCUUGUAAUUCUUACCAUCUCUCCAGGGUUUAAGGAAAGGUCGAAAUGCACGAUUGAUCACGUUUCUACGACUUUGGAUAUCCUUAUGACCAUGCUGUCAUGAACAUCAUGGUCGCUACUUCACAGCACGUCGAGUUGAAGAUAUCAGGCAGACAAUCAGUCAGGUGGUUCUGCCGCUCAAGUAACUUUCUUCAUUGUACUAUCAGCCAUUCUCACGCCUGUAUUCCCACCUGUCGGGCAUCGUGUGAUGCAUUUUCUGGCCCCUGGUACAAACAGCCAUGCUAGAUUAAGCAAAUACAUACACAUUGGCUUCUCUUAUAAGUCCUCAAAGCAACCAAACGCCAAAAAGUCUAUCCCUUUGCCUACCCAGCAUACUAAAGGCAAUUCCAUAUUCCCUCACUUCUUUUUACCCUUCUUGCCCUUAGCAGAACCUCCUGCGGAUACGGUAGAGGCAACACUAGAUGCUCUUGAUGGCGUGGCAGAGCUAUUCUUGCUAGACUUGACGGACUUGACAUUAUCGAGUGCCUUGUUCUUUAAAAACACGUUAGUCGUAGACAAUGCGAGAUUAGUUAUUGACGCACCUUGACGCCGUUUUUGGCCUUCUUCUUUGCUGGUGCCAUACCAAGA